AUGAGGGGGAGUUCGGUGGGGUUGUGUUUCCUUGCUUUGACUAUAGCCCAUGUCACUGAGAUCCAAGCUGGACUGGUCAGCAACCAUGUGAGCAGCAUCUGUAGCACAUGGGGCAGGGAGCAUUUUAAGACGUUCGAUGGUGAUGUGUACCAGUUUCCUGGCAUGUGUGAAUACAACCUGGUCUCUGACUGCCAUGACACCUUCCCAGAGUUCUCUGUGCACAUGAAGAGGAAGGAAAACGAUGGAAACCCGACAGUCAGUUAUGUGGUGGUCACCAUCAGCGAUUUUGUAUUUCACCUCAGCAAGGAUGUGGUCACUGUGAACGACCUGCCUGUCAAACUUCCACACUACCAGGCCGGAGUACAAGUGGAAAGAAAUGCAGUCUACAUCAAGCUCCAGUCCAAAGUUGGCAUCAUUGUCAUGUGGAACCUUGAUGACGCAGUCAUGGUGGAAAUUGAUAAUGAUUACACUAACCGCACUUGUGGACUUUGUGGAGAUUUUAACGGUGUUCCAGUCUACAAUGAGUUCCUCCUUGAUGGUCGCAAAAUCAGCCCCACUGAGUUUGGUAACAUACAUAAAGUCCAUCGUCCAAAUGAUGAUUGUGAGGACCCAUAUGAAGAGGAAGAUGUGUCACAGGAAGCUAUGAAUGUGCCAGAGUCAUGCAAAGAGUUUCAAAACACCUGUGAAGAGAUGCUGCAUGCUGAAACCUGGAGCUCCUGCACCAAACUGAUUGACCCUGACCCUUACAUUCAGGCCUGUGUGCAGGACAUGUGUGGCUGUACCAACCAUUCAGAUGACUUUUGUGUCUGCAGCACACUCUCUGAGUUCUCUCGACAGUGUUCCCAUGCAGGAGGGGAGCCUCCCAACUGGAGGACUUCUGAGUUCUGUGCCAAACAGUGCCCAUUCAACAUGGUUUAUGAAGAGAGUGGAUCCCCUUGUGUGGAUACCUGCACGCAUCAAGACACAAGCUCAUUCUGUGAAGACCACAAAAUGGACGGCUGCUUCUGUCCUCCUGGAACCGUGUUCGAUGACAUUUCCAUGAGGGGGUGUAUUGCUCAGUCUGAAUGCCAGUGCAAGCAUGGAAAAAUCUAUGAAUCUGGUGAAGUUUACAGACAGGAGCGAGAGGAAUGCACGUGUUUUGAGGGUAGAUGGGCUUGUGAAAGUCUUUCAACACCUUCUACGUGUGCGGUUGAAGAAGGUUCACAUUUAACCACCUUUGAUGGGAAAGACUUCACCUUCCACGGAGACUGUUACUACACCCUGGCCAAGGUGGAAAGAAAGGAUGAUGCAAGCCCUAAGUUUACCAUUCUGGUCCAACUGGUACCAUGUACACACCAAGAGUAUGACACUUGUCUGAAGACCAUCAAAAUCCUGCUGAACAAUGACAGAAACAAUGUGUUAACAUUCACUGCUGAUGGCACAGUAAAGCAGAAUAUGCAGAUUAUCAGUUUGCCGCACUACACAGUGGAUAUCAGUAUAUUCCACGCUUCAUCCUUUCACAUCAUCCUCCAGACCAGUUUUGGUUUGCAAAUUCAGAUCCAACAUGUGCCCCUCAUGCAAGUUUAUGUCAGCCUGGAGCAGAGCUACAGAGAAAAGACACGCGGUUUAUGUGGGAACUACAACAUGGUCCUGUCUGAUGACAUGAACACUCGUCAGGGAAUUGUGGAGGGAAGUGCAGCAGCUUUUAGUAACUCCUGGAGGGCUAGCUAUAUAUGCCAAGACAGAGAAGACAGACUUGAUGACCCUUGUUCUCUCAGUAUGGAAAAUGAAAUGUAUGCCAAACACUGGUGCAGCUUGCUACGACAGCCAAAUAGUACCUUUGCAGAGUGCCAUUCUGUGGUGGAUCCUGAGAUUUACUACAAGCGAUGUACUUAUGCUAGCUGUAACUGUGAGAAGAGCGAGGACUGCCUGUGUGCUGUUUUCUCCUCCUAUGCCAGAGCUUGUGCAUCAAAGGGAGUGUUCUUGACAGACUGGAGAGAGAAUGUGUGCGACAAAUACACCAAGAACUGCCCAGAAUCUCAGACCUUCUCUUACAAACAUCAGAGAUGCCAACUGACUUGCAGAUCAUUGAGCUUAAAGCAGCAGAGCUGCACCUCUGAUUUCUUGCCUGUGGAUGGCUGUUCCUGCGCUGAGGGUCACUACCUAGAUGACAACGGCAUCUGUGUCCCAGUGGCAAAGUGUCCCUGUUACCAUAAUAAUGUCUACAUUAGGUCAGGCAAGUCCAUCAGCAUCAACAACGAGCGCUGCGUAUGCACCAACGGAGUUCUUCAUUGCCAUUCUGAAGGAACCCACAUGUCAACUUGCCCUUCUCCUAAACAAUACUUCAACUGCUCCACUGCAAGCGCAGGAGAUGUUGGAGUGCAGUGUGCUCGAACUUGUUUAAAUCUGGACAAUGAUGUUUGUGAUGCCACUGAGUGUGAAUCUGGUUGUCGGUGUCCCAGUGGCCUCCUUGAUGAUGGUAAAGGUUUCUGUGUGAAAGAAAGUGACUGUCCAUGCAAAUAUGAAGGCCAUCUCUAUGCCUCUGGAACACGAAUGCCAAACCUGUGCAACACCUGUAUCUGCCAAAGUGGAAACUGGGUGUGUACAAAGAAAAAAUGUCCAGCAACUUGCUUUAUUUAUGGAAGUGGUCACUACACUACAUUUGAUCAGAAAACAUAUGCGUUUCAAGGACAGUGUGGCUAUAUUGCUGUAAAGAACAACUGUGGCAAUAAAACAGUGCACAACAACUUUUUCAGAGUUAUCACUGAAAAUACACCUUGUGGCUCUACGGGCACCACCUGCCCUAAAGAAAUCAGAAUUCAGCUGGGAGGAACACAAAUUACAUUAUCAAAGGGAAGAUUUAAAAAGGAUUAUCUGGGACAUGGACCUCAGAUCGAGUGUAGAAUAUGGGAGCUUGGCUUGUAUGUGGUUAUAGAAUCUGACAUCGGUGUGGUAGUGAUCUGGGAUCGCAAAGCAGCUGUUGUGAUCCUGCUGGAACCAGUGCACAGCGGAGAGGUGUGUGGCCUGUGUGGAAAUUUUGAUGGUGAUGGACAGAAUGACUACACCACCCAGGGUCAGCUGGUGGUAAACAAUCUACUUGAAUUUGCAAAUAGCUGGAAAGAGUCUAGCUCUUGUCCAGAUGUGGAGGAGAACAUUGAUCCUUGCGCAGUAGCACCCGGUCGACAUCACUGGGCAAACAAGAUGUGUAGGAUCAUAAUUGGAGAAACAUUUAAAGAAUGCCACCAAAAGGUUAGCCCCUUUCCAUUUUAUGAAAACUGCAUGAAAGACUCAUGUGCCUGUGACACUGGAGGAGACUGUGAAUGUUUCUGCACAGCAGUUGCAGCUUAUGCUCAGGCUUGCAAUGAGCAUGAUGUUUGCAUUGAUUGGAGAACUCCAGAGAUCUGUCCUGUCUAUUGUGACUACUACAAUGACCCAACAGAAUGCAUUUGGCACUAUCAUCCUUGCCACCCUCCGUGCUACAAAACCUGUUUGAAUCCAGAAGGUGUAUGUCCAAAUCCAAUACUCAACCUGGAAGGCUGUUACCCUGUAUGCCCAGAACAUAAGCCCAUAUUUGAUGAGAAAAACAAAAAAUGUGUGGAUAUAUGUCCAUCUUCAACGACACCUCCCACUACCACUACCAAAACUAUAAUUAUACCUCCAACUACAAUUACUACCACAACUACACCUCCUACUACAACAACUACACCCACUCCUACAACUACCACAAGUACAAACACAAUAACCAUGACUACUUGCCUUCCAAGUCCCAAAUGUGAGUGGUCAGAGUGGUAUGAUGUGGAUGAUCCAAUGGACAAAAGUGACUGGGAAACAUAUAAAAACAUCACAUACAGUAAUAAAACAAUAUGUGAAAAUAUUCAGAAUAUUGAGUGUAGAGCAGUAUUGUACCCGGACAAAACCUUUGAUGACUUUGUGAAUGAAACUAAACAAAGUGUUACUUGUGAACUGGACAUUGGUUUAAUAUGUAGAGGAGAGGACCAGAAAGAGCCUCCAAGAAAGUGUUUUGACUACGAGAUCAGGGUAUGUUGUGAGAUAUGUUCAACCACAACUACAUCUCCUACUACCACCACAACUACAACUACCACCACGACUCCAACUACCACCACCACCACUACCACGACUCCAACUACUACCACAACUCCAACUACCACCACUACAACCACAACUACAACUACCACCACAACUACAACUACCACCACAUCUACAACUACCACGACUCCAACUACAACUACCACAACUCCAACUACCACCACGACUACAACUACAACUACCACCACGACUACAACUACCACCACAUCUACAACUACCACAACUCCAACUACGACUACCACCACGACUCCAACUACCACCACGACUCCAACUACCACCACAUCUACAACUACCACGACUACAACUACUACCACAACUCCAACCACAACUACCACCACGACUCCAACUACCACCUCCUCCACAUCUCCAAAUACAACUAUAACCGCAACAACAAAGAAAGUGGACUGCCCUGACUGGGGUGUUUCGAAAAAUGAGAUCUUUGAAUUGUGUGAAUGCAUAUUGGCCAGAUGCAUAGAGAACAGAACAGUAGAAAUUCUUCCAUAUGAAUGUCCACCUCUUAAAAACAUAACUUGCACCAAUGGAAUGGAACCAGUUCUGGAGUAUGACAUCUGCUUUUGUCCAUACUAUGCUUGUGAUUGUGUAUGUGAAGGGUGGGGAGAUCCUCAUUACAGCACAUUUGAUGGACUUUACUACAGUUAUCAAGGAGAGUGUACUUAUGUCUUAAUGGAAGAAAGGAAUUCAACGUAUAACUUAAGUAUUUACAUUGAUAAUGAGUUUUGUGAUCCCAUUGAAGAUGUUUCUUGUCCACGAUCGUUAACAGUAUCAUAUGAAUCACAAAACAUCACACUUAUUAAUACUAAUCAUGAUCUUCUUGGAGCUGUACAGUUGGAGGCACUGAAAAAUAAAGCACGUUUGAAACUACCUUAUAAAGAGGAUGUUGAAAUCGUGAAUUCAGGUCUUAAACUGAUUUUAGAGAUUCCUAAACUAAAAGUGGUUAUUGAAUUUGGAAUAGUUGGCUUCAGGGUAUUCCUUCCAUUCAAGUACUUUGGCAAUAAUACACAGGGCCAUUGUGGAACAUGCAACAAUAACCAGGCUGAUGACUGCAUGUCGCGUGAAGCUAAGCUGGUGGAAAGCUGUGCAGUGAUGGCUGACUCUUGGUUUGUUAACACCUCUGACAACACCACGUGCACAGCACCACGUGCACAACCAAUCAGUGCCCAAUCAUGCAAAUCAGACCCCGUGUGUGAUCUGCUUAAUACUAAUCUCUUCGCAGAGUGCCAUCCGUUUGUCUCUCCAGAAAAUUUCUACAAAGGCUGUGUUUUUGAUAGCUGUCAUGCUUCAAAUGAAAAACUGAAGUGCACAAGUUUACAGACUUAUGCUGCAGCCUGUGCUCAGGCUGGAGUUUGCAUUCACUGGAGGAACCACACCACAGUGUGUGCUGGUGAAUGCCCAUUAGGGAAGGUUUACAAGCCUUGUGGUCCUGCAGAACAGCCAACCUGUGAAGACGAUGGACCAACUAUAAACUACACUACUGAGGGCUGCUUUUGUCCUGAUGGAAUGAAACUCUUCAACCAGAAGUCUGGAAUAUGUGUUGAAAAAUGUGGAUGUCUUGAUCCUGAGGGCAUUCCUCGUGAGUUCAAUGAAAGAUUUGAGUACAAAUGCCAGGACUGCAUCUGUGACGAAUCCACCAAGUCUGUGACUUGCAAGCCUAAAGUGUGCCCACCAUCAGCCACUACAAACUGCUCUGCUCCUGGGUUUGUCCUUGUCAACCAGAACAGUCCAUCCGACCCCUGCUGUUCUACCUAUGUUUGCCAGUGUCAACCUGACACCUGCCCAGUCACCCAUAUGAACUGUCAAAUUGGACAUAAGACAGUUGUUGGGCUUCCUGAUGGAAAAUGCUGUGCAGAACAUAAAUGUGAACCUAAAAGAGUUUGUGUUCACAGAGCAACUGAAUACCAGCCUGGUUCUUCAGUUCCUGUGAAGCCAUGCCAGCAUUGUACGUGUGCCAAUGAAAUUGACCCCAAAUCUCGUCUAUUACAAAUAAUUUGCGUGGAUCAAAAAUGUAAAAAAAGCUGUGAUGUGGGAUAUGAAUAUGUGGAAAGUGAUUCUGAUGAAUGCUGCGGGAAGUGUGUACAGACACACUGUGUUGUCAAUAUUAAUGGAGCCAAACAACUCUUGGCUCAAGGAGAAACCUGGUCACCACCGGGGAAUAAAUGUGAACAUUACACCUGUGUCAAGAAUGGUGAGACUUUAACAGCAAGCCAUUCACAGACUGUCUGCCCACCAUUCCAAGAGAGCAACUGCCAACCUGACACAAUUCAAACUUCAGCAAACGGCUGUUGCAAAAUUUGUGAGGAGAAGGAGAAGGGAUGCAAGUUAAUGUCCAUGAAAACCCAUAUUACAGUCAACGGUUGUCAGUCUGCCCAGGAGGUAGAGAUGCCAUAUUGUGAAGGAUCCUGCAACACUUACACCAUGUACUCUAAAGCAGCAGCAGCGAUGGAGCAUUCCUGCUCAUGCUGUAAGGAGAUAAACUUCAGCAAUCGCACUGUUGACCUGGUCUGCCUGAAUGGAGACACGGUCCCCUACACAUACAUGUAUGUGGAGCAGUGUGGUUGUACCAAGACGGACUGUACCAGAGCUGCUGAACAUCAUGAUCGCAGGAAGAGAAGCUUCACACUGCUGUGA
This is a messenger RNA of Pelmatolapia mariae (spotted tilapia), 6732 nucleotides long. Its product is annotated as mucin-2-like. The transcript has 43 exons. Gene Ontology annotation, cellular component: extracellular matrix. Gene Ontology annotation, molecular function: protein binding. NCBI's taxonomy places the organism in Eukaryota, Metazoa, Chordata, Actinopteri, Cichliformes, Cichlidae. Bases 1 to 6732 code for a protein of 2243 amino acids. The record is from RefSeq and is a predicted model, not a curated record.